Molecule: messenger RNA, 765 nt
Organism: Limulus polyphemus (Atlantic horseshoe crab)
Lineage: Eukaryota; Metazoa; Arthropoda; Merostomata; Xiphosura; Limulidae
Product: lisH domain-containing protein C1711.05-like
Exons: 2
Coding region: 1-765 (254 amino acids)
Source: RefSeq, a predicted model, not a curated record
AUGCCGUUCAAGUGUUCAAGUUUAAAAGACUUGAUACUGCCAAAUCCUAGUGGAGAAACUUGCCUUGAAUCAUCAACACCUUACGAUCAAAGUGAAUCAUCGACAACGUACGAUCAAAGUGAAUCAUCGACAACGUACGAUCAAAGUGAAUCAUCGACAACGUACGAACAAAGUGAAUCAUCGACAACGUAUGAUCAAAGCGAAUCAUCGACAACGUAUGAUCAAAGCGAAUCAUCGACAACGUAUGAUCAAAGCGAAUCAUCGACAACGUACGAUCAAAGCGAAUCAUCGACAACGUUCGAUCAAAGCGAAUCAUCGACAACGUUCGAUCAAAGCGAAUCACCGACAACGUACGAUCGAAGCGAAUCAUCGACAACGUACGAUCAAAGCGAAUCAUCGACAACGUUCGAUCAAAGCGAAUCACCGACAACGUACGAUCGAAGCGAAUCAUCGACAACGUUCGAUCAAAGCGAAUCACCGACAACGUAUGAUCAAAGCGAAUCAUCGACAACGUAUGAUCAAAGCGAAUCAUCGACAACGUUCUAUCAAAGCGAAUCAUCGACAACGUAUGAUCAAAGCGAAUCAUCGACAACGUUCUAUCAAAGUGAACCAUCGACAACGUACGAUCAAAGCGAAUCAUCGACAACGUAUGAUCAAAGCGAAUUAUUGACAACGUUCUAUCAAAGUGAAUCAUCGAUAACGUAUGAUCAAAGCGAAUCAUCGACAACGUACGAUCAAAGUGAAUUAUCGAUCGACAACCUAUGA